Messenger RNA from Morus notabilis, 2268 nucleotides. Its product is annotated as protein gamma response 1. The transcript is spliced from 3 exons. Gene Ontology annotation, molecular function: double-stranded DNA binding; damaged DNA binding; flap-structured DNA binding. The coding region runs from base 330 to 1343 and encodes 337 amino acids. NCBI's taxonomy places the organism in Eukaryota, Viridiplantae, Streptophyta, Magnoliopsida, Rosales, Moraceae. Gene Ontology annotation, biological process: DNA double-strand break processing involved in repair via single-strand annealing; double-strand break repair via homologous recombination. The record is from RefSeq and is a predicted model, not a curated record. Gene Ontology annotation, cellular component: site of double-strand break.
GAUUGAUUUUCUUAUUUCCUUCAGGUUUUGUUCGAGUUCUGGUGUUCUGGCCAAUUUUCUCAGUUUGUUCUGCCUCUUUUUUCCCUAACAUGGUCGCCACUAGUAAUGAGUUACAUGAGAAAUGACAGAAUUAGCUGGUUGUUAUAAUGCCUUUUAGGUAUUACAUUUUUUCAGCAAUAGCUUCUGGCCCUUGCAAAUGGUGAUUGUAUUAAGGACAAGCAAUGGAGUAGAAACUCAUUUGUGGUGGAUAUGGAUAAAAAGCUUGCAGUAGAGAAUCUUUAAGAAGAGUUAUUUGCAUAUCAUGGGUCUACUAUUGUUACAUUUCUCAGAUGGAGGAACAGCUUCAAAACUCUCCAAAACUAGGCUCUCCCACUGAAAAUGAUGAUCUGAAGUACGUCUCCGGGCUUAGUACCAUACUGGUUGCCACAAUUCAGGAAGCAAAAGACAGAAUCUCUCAAAUUGAAUACAUAUUCUGCAGUCAGCUCUACCCAAAUUUCCAAUCAAAAACUAAACUCAUGCAGAAAGUUUCUGAGGCCAGAGACAGAGCGCUGUACAUUUCUCAGCACAAACGACAUCAAAAACCGAAACCAAAAGUUCUGCAGAGAGAGAGAGAGACAGAGCGCUGUACGUCUCCGGGCUUAGUACCAUACUGGUUACCACAAUUCAGGAAGCAAAAGACAGAAUCUCUCAAAUUGAAUACAUAUUUCUACCCAAAUUUCCAAUCAAAAACUAAACUCGUGCAGAAAGUUUCUGAGGCCAGGAGAGCAGCAGAUAUUGAAUGGAAAGAGAAGGAGAGUGAUCUCUUAUUCCAAAUAGAAAGACUCAACCUUGAAAAGCAACAAACACUUGAGGAGAACCAGUCUCUGAAGCUUGAGAAAGCAAGGAGUGCAAAGGAACAAGAAGACAAGAAUUGUGAAUUACUAGCCAGAUUAGAAAGUAAGCAACGUAAAGUCGAAAAGCUGGAAUUGAACCUUCAACAGAAAUCCAAGGAAGUUGAUGAGGGAAUGAAAUUGCGAAAUAGCUUACUCGAGUUGAUUCAGUUGAAAGCCUCUGAGACUGUCAACAAAGAAAAACAACUGAAAGAGUAUGAAGAAAAGACGGAUGUUCUUCUUUCAGAACUGCAUCACCUGGAGAAAAAGGUUGAUGAGCUCCAAGAGGAGCUCAGACAAAAGAUUGGAGAAGUAGACAAAGGAAAUGAAAUAAAAGCAAACUUAUUCAGGAAGAUUGAAUCACAAGCUUUAGAGAUAUUGAAUAAUGAGCAGCUGUUGCGUGAUCAAGAAACGGAGAAAAAAGUACUUGCAGGUAAACUGGAAUGUUUGGAAGGAGCAGUUUGUAAUCUCUAAAAAGAACUCGAGGAAAAGUCUGAAGAAGUUGAGGGAAGGAGGCCGCAAAAUCAUUUACAUCAGAAAACAAAUUCUAAUGGGUUUGAAAGGUUGAAGACACUGGAGGAGAGUGAGAAAGAGAAAAAACUGCUUCCGGAGAAAAUAAACGGCUUGGAGGAGAAAGUUAAUGAACUUCAGGCGGAUCUCAGAAGUAGGAAAAAUGAGAUGACUAAAGCAAGCGAUUCGUACAAGAAGUCACUUGAACAGAUUGAAUUAAAAACAGCUGAGUUACUAGUUGAGAAGAAGAAAAGGAGGGAUGUCAUUAAUGCUUACAAAACGCUUAAAUCACAAUACAAUUAUCUGUGUGGAAAGUUGGGUUUUACUAAGGAGAGUGUGCUUUCCCCACAGAAAUUACAAGAUGAACCUGAUUCUUUGAAUCAUAGUUGGAAUCAAAUAAGUUCACCGGAUCUUGAAGGCAAAUGUCAAGACACUUCUCUAACUGCAUGUGACGGCGACAAAGUGAAGAAAAUCACUACUAACAAUGAUUUGGAGCAAAAAUGGGAAUGAGGUAGUUCAAGACUUGAGCUCCAUCGAUGUGAUAAUUCAUUGGUUCCAUCGAUGCGAGAUUGUGCGAAGCUCAAUGUGGAUGCUGCAUUCGGGGCUGGUCAAGCGGGCAUUAGUUGUGUUGCUAGAGAUGAUAAAGGUCAGGUCCAUAGUGUUGCAGUUCAGGUUAUAGAACUGGCUUUCGUGCAUGCUAAAUGCCAACUUUUUGGGUGGAAUCUGAUGCAAAGAUGGCAGUUGGUGUUUUGGUCUUGGCUCACCCACCAAUCAGCGGAUGGUUCAUCCAACUUUUUUUUAUAAGUUUUUAACAAUGGCUGCUCGAGCUCUUGUUUAAUGUUAACCUGGACUCAUAGGUCUAGUAAUGCAGCAGCUCAUGAGGCUUCAC